AUGAGAGAUUUGGUAGUUCUAGGAGGCAAGUCGCAUCCCUUAUUGACGAAAUCCAUCUGUCGAAAUCUCACACUCGAGGAAGGGAAAGUGGACUCACGGAAAUUUGCCAAUGGGGAAAUUUCCAUCGAAAUAAAGAACAGCGUCCGUGAAAAAGAUGUUUACAUUGUCCAAAGUGGCUGCGGCGAUGUCAAUGAGACUUUCCUCGAGCUAUUGAUUAUGAUGGCGGCGUGCAAGACUGCCAGUGCAAAAAGAGUCACUGCGGUGUUGCCCUUGUUCCCUUAUUCUCGACAACCAGAUACUCCCAUGUUGCCCAAUUUGACUGGAGCCCCCAGCGUGGCUACAAAGAAGGAAGAGUACACUUUUGACAGCGCUCCAACUACACCUAGACCCUUGUCUCGUGACGGGGUGAGGUCGAGCUAUUUCGAGAAAGAGCUGAACAGCACGGGAUUGGGAGAUGGCUCGGUGAAGGAAAAGGAUUCACUUCGGGUUAAUGCCACCAAGGCUCCUCAGCCUACGCGAUAUACACCAAAGUCAAUUGUAACAAAUGCGGCCUCAAUUAAUUUCUUGCCGCAAAUUGAUGCCCAGGGCAAGACCGAGAGCGGGUACAAGCAAUGGAUCUCACCGAACGGCACGUUGAUUGCCAAUUUAUUGACCACGGCUGGCGCAGAUAGGGUCAUCACGAUGGACCUCCACGACCCGCAAUUUCAAGGCUUCUUCAACAUUCCAGUUGACAAUUUAUAUUCGAGACCCAUUUUACAACAUUACAUCACCGAUUACAUCCCAAACUAUAGAGAGUGUGUUAUCGUGAGUCCAGAUUCAGGCGGUGCCAAGCGUGCUACUUCAAUUGCAGAUCAUGUUGGUUGCACUUUUGCCUUGAUCCAUAAGGAAAGGAGAGUUAAAGUUUCAAAAGCUCCACCACCAUCACUGUCCUCGAUUUCGUCGGAAAACUCCCCAAUAACCCCCCAGACGGCUCAGUUUACACCUCAAAACCACACUCCUCACCAACACCACCACCACCAGCCCCACAAUCACCACCAGCAUGCUCCUAGAAUGGUUGCCACUACAAUGUUGGUUGGAGACGUGCAGGACAAAGUAUGCAUCUUGAUUGAUGACUUGGUGGAUACAUCGUAUACAAUCACGAGGGCCGCCAAAUUGUUGAAAGACGAAGGAGCUAGCUACGUGUACGCGUUGGUUACACACGGUAUCUUUAGCGGAGACGCGGUCAAUAGGCUAAAGAUGAGUCAAAUUGACAAGAUUGUCACUACAAACUCGGUCCCUCAAAGUGAGCAUGUCACAAUUCUAGGUGAUAAGCUCGAGGUGUUGGAUGUGAGCAGGGUCUUUGCGGAAGCCAUUCGCAGAAUCAACAAUGGCGAGAGUGUCAGCAUGUUGUUUGAUCAUGGUUGGUGA
Messenger RNA from Lodderomyces beijingensis, 1407 nucleotides. Lineage: Eukaryota; Fungi; Ascomycota; Pichiomycetes; Serinales; Debaryomycetaceae. The record is from the annotation of a GenBank genome assembly.